AUGUCGGUUGUGGGACAACGUAAUUCGUCCAAAUCGAAUACCUCUAGAAUAUCAUUUCUUCACAGUAAACUUAAGCCAUCAUUAUCUACUAUAAAGUCUAACGAGUCGUUCGAAAGUUCCGUAAAACACAAAUUUGGAUUGACAUAUGCUGAAGUUUGCGGCAAGUACAAGAUGCGCCCAGUGCCGUGGGUGAAAUGCAAUGGUAAAACAAACUCUAUUGAAAUAUUAGGUGAUCGUAUGAAGGCUGACGAAUGGCUAGCCGCAAUGGAAGCGUUAAGCACUGAUACUAGUACCCAUCAUAUACGCUUAAAAAAUAAACGUUACACGGAACAUUCGACGAAAAAUUAUGAUACAUUGAGUAGUGCUAUUGAAGCUCCUAAAAACAUUCUUGCUGUGACGACAUUAUACGUGGUACGCCUAAUCGCAACUUCCAUCCACGAAGUAUUGAUCAACACGACCGCACUUGUUUGCCUUGAACUGGAAAACGUGCUUUUCGACGAACAAGCUUUAAGAAUACUUAUAACUGGUAUCGACACCAACCAAACGCUCCAGCACUUGUCCCUGGCUUAUAGCCGCAUCGGGAACACCGCCUGCCUAACGUUAUGCCGGACACUCAGGAACAAACCGAAUAUUCGGUCUGUGGAUCUUUCCGGAUGUUGCUUAACCCGUGAAUCGGCAACCUCCGGUCUGUUAGACAUUAUAAAAAAACAGCAGGUUAAACGGCAUGAAGAAUGUUGGGCGCACUCGCUUAGGGACAGAACUGCCAAUCCAGAUAUCAUGCACGGGCUACGAAGGUUGACGCUCAACGACAACACCGCAAUCGGCGACGCGGGAGUUGCCGACUUAUUCGAAUCAUUAAAGGACGACUAUUACAUGAAAGCUGUGGACCUGCAAAACUGCGGGCUCACCGAUCGUGGUGCUCAGUUGGCGCUAUCUACAUUGAUGAUCAAUGACACACUAGUUGUGUUAGAUGUGAGAAAAAAUGCUACCAUAUCGUCGGCCAUGUUGGAGGCAAUCAUGGCUAGAUUGUACGAGAACAACGUCAAAAAAAAAGGAGACUAA
Messenger RNA from Melanaphis sacchari, 1062 nucleotides. Its product is annotated as centrosomal protein of 78 kDa. Gene Ontology annotation, molecular function: protein binding. Bases 1 to 1062 code for a protein of 353 amino acids. The record is from RefSeq and is a predicted model, not a curated record. NCBI's taxonomy places the organism in Eukaryota, Metazoa, Arthropoda, Insecta, Hemiptera, Aphididae. Gene Ontology annotation, cellular component: centrosome. The transcript has 2 exons.